Molecule: messenger RNA, 1142 nt
Organism: Rhizophagus irregularis DAOM 181602=DAOM 197198
Lineage: Eukaryota; Fungi; Glomeromycota; Glomeromycetes; Glomerales; Glomeraceae
Molecular function (GO): methyltransferase activity
Source: RefSeq, a predicted model, not a curated record
AAAAACAUCUUAAUUAGUUUAACUGCUUAUUUAGUAAAAAUUACUAAAAUUAUUUCACUUAAACUAAAAUCAUGGGUAAUAUCAAAUCACAUUUAAAACAUAAACGACCAUCAAUAAAAAAAAUACCUGAAUUUGACCAAAUAGAAUCAGACAAAGAAAGAAAUGAGAAACUAAUUGACUAUUAUUUAUCGACUAGUAUCGAUUCCAUUGAUAGAUUACAUAUAUAUCAUUUUCUUAGAGCAUAUAUAUUUCAAAGUAGAUUUUCUUCCCCAGUUGAAGAUAAAUUAAUUGAAGGAGGGUGUAAGGUUUUAGAUGUCGGAUGUGGAGCUGCGACGUGGUUAUUAGAUUUAUCAAACAAAUAUGAAAAUUCUUAUUUUUAUGGAGUUGAUAUUAAACCAAUAUAUCCACAAGAGAUAAAACCAAAUAAUCUUGAAUUCAUCGAAGCCGAUGUAACUAAUCGAUUAUCAUUUCAUGAUAACGAAUUUGAUUUUACACAUUUAGAAAAUAUGAGCUUUGUAUUUACACCAGAUCAAUGGGAUUUCAUUCUUUCUGAGCUCGUGAGAGUAACGAAACCAGGUGGAUACAUUGAAAUAUCUGAUAGACGUAACGGUUAUAUUGGCGAAGGUCCAAUUUUUCGUAAAUUGACGGAUGCAAUUUGGUCAACAUAUUCAAAACGAAAUAUUGAUGUUAAAUUGGUGUAUAAACUAGAUUCAAAAUUUGAAUUACAACCAAAUAUAGGAAAAGUUCAUCGAAUUGAAAAAGAUCUUAUUAUAGGUCCAAAUGGUGAUAAAAUUGGUUUAGUUUUUCAAGAUUUGACUUUUUCUUAUCAUAAAUCAGAAUUGUCAAUCAAGGUUUUAAGUGAGGAAAUGGGAAUUUCUGAAGAAGAAUACAAAAAUAUGGUAGAAAAUCUAGUUGAAGAAUUUAAACAAACUAGUACUGAGAGUGUUCAUGUCAGAUUUUGGACCCAAAAACAAUUAUCGGAAUAAUAAGUCAUGAAUAAAUUUUUAUGUAUUAAUAUGUAUUUUAGAAUAUUUAAUGCAAAUGAAUAUUUACAUUUCAUACUUUAAUGGAUAAUUACAAUAGGAAAUUGUGAUCUAAUUUAUCUAUACUAUAGUUUUUAAGUUUUUAUAUACCUUUAUAGU